AACAUGGUUUUAACAACACUGAAAUUAUUAUUACGUGUGGUGAUAAUGCAGUCAUGCACAUGGUUAGAACAAAUUAUGCGUGCGGACUGAACUACAAAGGAAAACAUCUUAGGAAAAAUUGGGAGUAAUUCAUAAGAUGUCGGCGGCGACUGCCACAGCGCACGCCAUUGCAGUCAAUACAAGGAGAAGGGUUUUGGGGGACGUUAACCCAGACUGGCGUCACGAUGUCAGUAACUACGCCACAGAUUUCACCAAGAAACCCAUGGCAAGCCAAGCGGGUCGGGUCAGUCUACCCAUCCCGGACAAUCGCAAGAAUAACCCCCAUCCCGCUCACCUUGCGCACUUGAGAAGACUCUCAAAUGAGCCCGUGUGCACAGUCAAGACAGUCAUCGCACAGUCUGACGAUGAGGGCGCCACACAUACCAUGACCUCUUCCAUGAGGACACAUUAUCCAAUCAGGGAGGGUCACGCGCGCAUGGUCAGAUCGACGCGCUUUGGGUGUAAUCCUUCAAAGAAGGUGGCCGCAUGUGGCAUUGUGCCGAGUACCCCGGAGCCCGAGCUGGAAACAGAACGACUUUUGCCGGCAUGCUACAAGCAUACUACAAUGAUGACAACGUCAAGUCCGUUUUCUUAUGUGCCACGUCGAAGAAAAAUCGUCCCUCAUAUACAAGACGAAGGUUUCACACUGAGCGAGCCCCAACCGGGCGAUUCCAUCCAGGUCGGCAAAAGUUCCCUCCCGCGUCGACCAAGAAGACGACAUGUUGAAAGUGCCCCACAGACAACACUCCAGGUGCGUCAUUUCGAUGGGGGUGCACCGCCAGAUAACACGCGUACUAUCACUGGACGCAAGAAGCGAUAUAUUCCCAACAUUAAACUCCUUGGAAACGCUACACUGCCGACUUGGAUGACCGCUUCCUUCUAAAAGCUUUUUGACAAAAAAAAAACACACAAAACUUGUCUCUUUUUUAAUUUUUGUUUCAAACAGUUCCAACGUUUUUCAAUUAAUUGUUUAGCAACAUGUCACUAAGUCAAUCAAGAGUGUGCUCUUCGAAUGACAUAAGAUAGAAUUUAAUUUUUUUUUUCAGAAACAGUAUUCAUUGAUGAAAAAGCGUACUAAAAAGAAGCUGUUGAAAGUUUUCACAUAAUAAAUUUAUUCCAACAUAAAUCCAAUUAAAUCGCUAAACAUGUACUUGGCUUUUUAAAUUUAUUUUUCAUUUUAAAGAACAUAUGAUUUUUGCCAGAUACCAUUAUUGUCUUAGGAAAGAUUCAACUUUGAUCGGCAGGGCUUUUACUUUUGUGCCCAAAUCAGACCACAACUGUUACAAGUUUCCUAAUUAAAAAAUUUGACAAGCGAAA
Molecule: messenger RNA, 1356 nt
Organism: Patiria miniata (bat star)
Lineage: Eukaryota; Metazoa; Echinodermata; Asteroidea; Valvatida; Asterinidae
Exons: 7
Coding region: 137-922 (261 amino acids)
Source: RefSeq, a predicted model, not a curated record